This is a messenger RNA of Cuscuta europaea, 1253 nucleotides long. NCBI's taxonomy places the organism in Eukaryota, Viridiplantae, Streptophyta, Magnoliopsida, Solanales, Convolvulaceae. The record is from the annotation of a GenBank genome assembly.
UAUAUGUGUCCUGUCAUUGACCAUCCCUAUCUCCACUUUGUGUAUAUGUUCCUUCUAUAUCUUCUCAAAACUCAGUUGAGAACUUGAAAGAAAAGUUUUGUCAAAAACCCAGACGAAACCUUAUGCAAAAACAAAUUUAAUGACAACCUUCUCAUCAUCAUCAACGUGUUUCUCGACGGCAGCAGAUCGUGUGGUAGUUAACGAAUACAAUCACACAGCUCCAUUUCUCCAUACCGGCGGGGUCAUCUUUUCCGAUCAACCGGCCGGAAUCUCUCCCGCUCAUCAUGGGCAUGGCGAAGAAGUAUCCAACGGUGGUACUGGUACCCAUCUGAGCAGCCCAACUCUAGGAUUGUUCUUGCAGCAACCUUUGGCGGUUGAAAUCCCGAAAACGUCCUCGGUAUUCCAUUUCCCCCUAUUUGGGCAAAAUGGUCAUUUCACAAAUACAAAAACUAACUACCCUUCUAAGGGUUUCACUGAUUUCUGGCAUGCCAACACCAGAACUCAGCCCCUGAAAUCCGCUGGGGAAAGAGCGAUGUCGGCUAAGUCGUUAUAUCCGACAGCGCGACCUCCCGGUAAACUUUUCAGGGGCGUGAGACAACGGCAUUGGGGGAAAUGGGUGGCGGAGAUACGGCUUCCGCGGAACCGGACGAGGGUGUGGCUGGGGACUUUCGACACCGCGGAAGACGCUGCAUUCGCCUACGACACCGCGGCGUACAUGUUGAGGGGGGACUACGCCAACCUCAACUUCCCUGAGAUGAAGCACCGGCUAAAGGAUAGCUGCUCCAGUAAUGGCGGCGGAACCACGGCGGCCCUCAUCGAGGCCAAACUGCGAGCGAUAUCGCAAGGGGUUGUGGCCGGGACUGCGAGGAGGAAUGGUAGUAAUACCAACAAUAAGGAGAUGACGAAGAUGAGCGAUGAACGUCGUCUUACUCCACCACUUCCGGCGGCGGAGACGACGGUGGUGGUGAAGAAGAGGAGAACCGAAGGGGCGGCGGCGGUUCCACGGGAGAAUGAGGAAGUUGUUCAACUAAACAGAAUGCCAUCUUUGGACAUGGAUUCCAUCUGGGCUGAGCUGUUAUUAGUGUCUGAUCCUUAACUUCAAUUCAGAUCCAUCUCCUUUGCCAUCUCGCCUAAGUCUCUAACCAUUCUUAUUACUUCAUAUACUAAUUCUUAUUACGUAUUACUCCCUAUUAUAUUAUUAAUAUUAUCAUUAAUUAUCAUAAUUAUUAUCAUUAUCACCACCACCAGUCCAC